This is a messenger RNA of Pocillopora meandrina, 17030 nucleotides long. The record is from the annotation of a GenBank genome assembly. Lineage: Eukaryota; Metazoa; Cnidaria; Anthozoa; Scleractinia; Pocilloporidae.
AUGUCUCGAAUGAGCAAUGCAGCCGCAGAUGACAAUAUCGAACUUAUUGAUAAAGACAACCUCAACCUGCAAUAUCGGCUUCGUAAAUGUGGAGCGACUCGUGUGUUGAUCACAGCCCUAGUGAUACUAUUGGUCAUCGGUGUCAUUGCUGGUGUCAUCGUCAUCCUUCGAUUUAUGUCGAAAGGAACAAAAAAGGCGCCAUUUGAAAACCCGUCCUCAGGUUUGUGCAAAAGCCAUUCAUGCCACUCUAAUAUAACUAGCCUCGUGUUAACCUCGUGCUAACCUUGUAUAGUCUAUGGUUCAAGCAGCUGUUGAUGGGGAGGGAAAGGAGCGCGUUGAAUUACGAAUCUAAUAAACGAGUGCAAAGUAAGAAUAAUAGCAAGCAAGGUAAGUGUGUGCUGAAGCCAUGCACACACCUAAUGGGUUGGAGUUUUGAAGCCUAUAAAGGGUUUCUGACGUGGACUCGCCUUACUUACUCCAUCCUCCCUCCCUAGCUCUCUCCUUGCCUUGCGGUUAGAAAUUUUUCAAACAAACAGAGUACAAAAUUCGACCCGUUCGCAUAUCCCAUACUCUUCCCACUUCACACUUUCCACUUGUUCAACGCACCGCAGUUUCCAUGCGUACUUCAUUGAUUUCACUAUGCUGUCUGCAUGCUAUUUAUUUCCUCAUACGCCAUUUUUCACACGCUACACUUUUCACACCUUUCAUCUUCCUCACUCUAUAUUGUCCACAAUCUCUAUUUCUCACCCUUAACACAGAGAUCAAGUUCAUCAUCAUCAUCACCAUCACGGUACGUUCAGUUGAACAUUCAUUUACAAUGUGCUCUUAAUCAGGACUAAAAUUUGAUUCACCCGAACGAACUUGUACCAAACGAGUGCACGACACAGAAAGUAAUUGAGCGGUACGAGUACGCGCAGGUCUGCCCCAAUUAACAAUUGGUUCAUACGUCAGCGUGCGUAAGAAGCUAGACUUAAGACUUAAGAAGCUAGAGUUGCUCUCGGCUACGCCUCGAUCAACUUUUACACAUCUUUCGUGCUCUCCAAACUUCCCGCGUGCUUCAUAUCUCGAUGAACACACAGCCGACGUAUGAACCAAUUGUUUUAUAACAUUUUCAACCCGAUGGAAAUUUUUUUUCUCGAGGGAUUUGUUUGCUGACGUCAUGAGCGUGCGCAAUAGGAAUAUGAAGCACGCUCGCGCAAUUGAAUUGGAUUAGCCAAAUUUAUUAGCUAUAUUAUAAUAACAAUUGAUCUUCCCAUGAAAUGUUUCGUUUGAUCGGACGUUUAUAUCAGGGUUAUUGGGCUCCUGUGUAUGUCCCAUAAUUAAGGACCAACGAAAAACCGUUAUCAAGCGAUGUAAAAUGGUUUGAACUAUAGAAUUCGUGAAGGGAGGUAAUCUUUACAGCAUCAUUUUGUUUCGUCGAUAUGCCUUAGUUACAUUUUUGCCAGCUUCUUAACUCUUUCAUGUUCAAGUCAUCGAUAUAAUUUCUCCUCGCUGAUAUACUUUUUUCAGCCAUGAGAAUCAAACAAUAUUCCUUAAUCUAUGUAUCUUUUUCCUAUUAACGCCCAUCUGCCAGACAAUGUAAUGAUUCUCUAAGAAGAAACAUCACAUUACUUACAGCCUCACCAAUUUCCUGCAGGCGUCUCACCACUUCCCUGCGAGUUGGUUUUGGAUACAACACAAAUGAAAAAAAUCAAAAUGCUUACAACCCCGUAUAUUUUUCUUUCUCCCUCCCGUUUCCCCAGUUCAGGCCCUUUCUUUUCUACGUCUGUUGUUUCUAGCGGCUUUCUGGGUGAGUACUUCAAUGACGAGUUCCAAAGACACAGCAUGCUGCGCUUGUAAUAUUUUGAUUACAACUUGACGGUACGAGGAACUGGGUGACAAUAUUUUGCGCCAUUUUUAGUUUACCAGCGUCGCCGUUGGAAUGUCUCGAUAGAUAAACUGCGUGCGCGUGGAUUUAAAGAGGCGGAUAAAUUAUUUUAUCUUUAAUCCGUUGACCACAUCGCAAAUGGCACCUAGGGUCGAAGAAUUUAUUAAUUAAUUAAGCCGCAUAGAUUGCACCGUGGAUCUCUUAUAAAAGUCUAAAGUGUAACUCGUGGUGUUAAGGAACUUUGAACUUCUUACAAUUCUUACACAGUUUGAUAGCGUCACGUGCCAACCUUGAAUAUUUAAUUCUCGAGGACAACAUUGAGGGAAUUUCACAUAUUUUUCUCGGGUCGAGCUACAAAACAUUGAGCUGAAAGAAACGAUUCAGUCGAGGUUUCGUCUUAGGGGUUUUGAUAUGUGAGGGACUAAAAUCAGUUAAUAGGUGGGUUUUAAUAAGUUAGUAAGUGGGUUUCCUGGAAAAACAGGAUCAAGGAUCACCGGAUCAAGGAUCACCGGAUCAAGGAUCAAGGAUGAAGAAUCACUUGCCUAGAAAAAGACGUUGUAGUCGUUUUUCCGACGGGAUUUUACGAGAGGCGUGAUUCGGAAAGUGAUAAAAUUGUAUCGCCCCACUGAGUUGAAGAAGAAGAACACGGAAGUCAGAGACGCAAUCACUUAUGCACAAGUAAACCCGCUCUGUAGCUGUCAGUCUUCAAUAGCAGUCCUAGUGGUCGGUAGGCGAAAAUUGACACUUCCACAAAGGGGUAUGGCUUUUUCAGUAGUUAGUAUUUUCUCUUAUUUUGCUGUGACCAAAAUCUUUGAAAAAAUUAUCUACGACCAACUAUAUAACUAUCUAAAUGUAAAUGAUUUAUUAACCAGUCGUUAGUCUGGCUUUCGUUCUCUGCACAGUACGCUUACUGCCUUGCUGGAGACAAACAACAACUGGUGUGUCAAUUUUGACAAAGGUCUACUCAAUGGUGUAAUUUUCAUUGAUAUAAAGAAAGCCUUUGACACUAUAGAUCACGAAAUCAUCUUGCAAAAACUUGCUAAAUAUGGGGUGGAUCAAGAUGCACUGAAAUGGUUGAAAUCUUAUCUAGCAAAUCGUCUACAACGAUGCAACGUAAACAAUCACCUCUCCAGUACAAGCUCUUUAAACUGUGAAGUUCCCCAAGGAUCAAUAAUUGGCCCUCUACUCUUUUUGAUCUACAUAAAUGACCUACCAAAUUGCUUAAGCUUAGGCUCCCCUAGAAUGUAACUAUGCUGAUGACACGAAUGUUACCUUUGCUGCAUCUGACAUGCUUGGUCUUGAGACCCAAAUCAAUACUGAACUGAAAAGCAUUAAUCUCUGGCUCAAACCUAACAAGUUAAGCCUCAAUGUGGCAAAAACUGAGUUUAUGGUCAUUAGCUCGCGUCAAAAAAUGCAGUCUUGAAAUGACAAGACAAUAAAUGUUAAUGUAGAGGGCGUCAAAAUAAACCAAACAGUUCAUAGCAAAGCUCUCGGACUGAACAUAGAUGAAAACCUAUCCUGGAAGGAACACAUACAAGCAACUUCAAAAAAGGUCGCUUCCAGUAUCGGUGCACUUAAGCGAGUCAGACCUUUUAUUUCAAUGCAUACCGCUAUUAAAAUAUAUAAAGGUCCCAUCGAACCACAUUUUCAAAAUGACUACUGCAGUGUUGUUUGGGAUGGCUUGUCUCAACAGCUGUGUGAGAAAUUACAAAAACUACAAAGUCGCGCUGCUAGAGUAAUUACUAAAUCAUGUUAUAAUACGAACUCUAGCUAUCUUCUUAACUCUCUCAGCUGGGAUAACUUAUCAGUCAGAAGGACGAAGAAAAAGGUAAAUUUAACGUACAAAUGCGUUAAUAAGCUCGCCCCAAAUUAUCUUUGUAACAUGUUCACUCCGAGAACUCUGCCCUUUGAUCUUCGUGACGCAAGUCAAAAAUUGUACUUGCCGAAACCAAGAACUGACUACCUGAAGCGUAGCUUCAGUUAUAGCGGAGCUUCUCUUUGGAACGAUCUUCCUGAGGAUAUCCGCAUUACAAAAUCUCUACGCAACUUCAAGAGAAGAAUUGAUAAAUGGCUCUCUGUAUCGGACUCCCACACGGCAAAUAUGUAAACCAGUUAAUAGAAAAUUUUACUUAAGAUAAAUUUCUCCUUUGUUUUCUAUUGUCAUACUGAUAUUUUUACCGUGUUUUAAAUAAAGUUUUCAUCAUCUUUAGCAUACGGGAGAUCUUGACUGAGUUGCGUAAAUGAUCCAACUGAAAGAUGCUGGAAUGAAACAUGAAGAUGAAUAAUGUAUUGCCUACCCUGCAGGCUAUUUUCUUUAAAUAUUCACUCAACUUAAGCUUUUUAAACGCGGCUCAAACUACCGAAGCAUGAAUUGCGACGAAGAAUGUGUGGCACAGACUACGCAUUUGGAAAUAGAUGAUUGACAACUUCCUGUUUCCUAAUCUUACAUUCCGGCGGUGCGUAUCGCGUGGUAAUUAUUAGUUGUCUUUGCGCCAGAAGGUGAAAGCGCAAAUUAUUCCGCCGUGUGUUAUCGGGAAGUUUUUUUGAUUGCUGACUCGCUGCUUUAUCACUUAACCAAAGAAAAACAGCAGUAUCGUGAAGCGCUUUGCUGUUCAGAAUGAGAGGAAUGGGAAACCCAGUGUCGGACGACAGGGUCGAACUCGUCGAUGAUAAUGUUGGUAUAAGGUACCGCCUGCGUAAAUGUGGAAAGACUCGACUGGUGAUUAUAGCUGUUGUGGUGGCGUUUUUGGUUAUCGGUGGAAUUGUUGCAGCUGCUUACUUGCUUACGAGUAAGUUUAGUUAUUUAUAUAAAUCAUUUAUUGUGCAACCAACAUUCCGAAUUCGUCUCGUACCGUGUGGUACGCUUAGAGCAUCUAAAAACUUGUAAAAGAGGCAGUAAUAGAAAUCAAAGGCAAAUGCAGUACACAGGGCCGUUUAGAUCCACUCUGUGGACAUUAAAAAACAUAGAACCAGUAGCGAUAAACAGAUUUUAAUCGAUGAGAUGAAGUAGACUUAAAAGCUAGCUCGAUGUGUCACGAGGCUCAGGCCAAGCUCUGUUCUUUCCCACGUGCGAAGAAAAUGCCCAUAAUAUAUAAUGUUAGUAGGAUCGAGUGUAGUCCAUUUCGGUCGGUAAGGCUUUCUGUAAUUUGCGAAAGGAAACGAAACGAAAUGAAAAUCUUGAAUUAUGCUAAUGAUUUGUUAAAUAGAGAUCGUAAAUGACAGAACCAGUAUUGAUUAAUCACGUAAGUCGAUGUAUUGAUUUUCAGCAGAAGUAGUAGGGUCUCAGACAUUGUGCAUAAUUUCCACUUUGACCAAACCUCGAGCUCCAACCGUGUUUGAUGCUUCAUCAACGAAAAAUAACACUGAUUGUGAAACGAUUGUGUUUAUCUACAGGGUACUUUUGGCAAUGCAAAGAGAAAGCGAAAGAUGUAGUUUGGUUAAGAUCCUUUGACGUGAACUUAAACUCAUUUUCUUUGUGCUUAAACCCUCAGGUCAAUUAAUUAAGUCAAGAAAAUUAGACAAGACACCUGCAUAUAUUGGCGAAUCGUUUUAUGCUCGUAGACCUUCUGAUGUGCCUAUUCAACAAUCCUUUCUGUCAUCACUUGUCUGGGUUAUAAACCCUCGCUACAUGUGUUCUGUUCCCGAUUCAUAAUAUUUGCAUAUCAGAACUAUUCGUUUAUCCUGUUAUCUUUUGCUUAAUAGUCAAGAGAACUUUUGAAAGAAAGGAAGACAGAUUGCUUCCCACCGUUGGUCGCCUUUAUGAGACUCAGCUUUUCAUUCACAGCCACCUUUACUUGAGUGGAAAUUGUUAUUUGCAUAUCCUUCCACAUUAUCAUUUCUUUGGGAUAUCUGUUGCGUGGCAAAGCAAUAAACGACUGCGAGGCGGUCAGAAGGCUUCAGCGAGUGUGGUUCCUACGAGACAUUCUCUAAUACUAUGAACGUUGGCCGUUGAUAAUAACCACAAAAUAAUAGUUUUCAGUCUAUCAUGUCAUGCUUUUGGAACAGGAAACAUUUUCCGAAUACCAAAUAACAAUACUCAGGAAAUAAAAUUGUCACGGAAACCUUCCAUUUCAUUAACGGAAGUUAAUCAUCAAACACAACACGUAUUCGUGUUUCCAUCGCUUCGAACUUUUCUCAGACGUGGUACUCACAUCGUUGAAAGUGGUUGCCUCUUUCCUGCGCAUGCUCAUACACUUAUCACUUGCUUUUCAAAAGUAACUUGCCUUUUAGAAGCCGUUGUUUGGUUUCGCAACGUUUUGCGUGAUGAGACUUAAAAACGUGUUAUCCUUCCCCUCGCUCAGGUUGAAUUUGUUUUGUUCCGCCGUUCAUGGUAUUCUGAAUUUUCUUAUCCCUUUCUUUUUUUCCUUUUUUCUUUUUUUUUUUUUUUUUCUGUAGGGCCGCUCAUUUGCAAGACAGAGGAAUGUUACAAAAUCUCCAAAGGUCGGUGCGACAUAAAUGCCAUAAAAAGCGAAUAGAAGCAGAAUUGAUAACGUCAAUCGACAAGCUGCCUUCCCUGUAGGGGAUGCGGUAAUCUUGCACUGUUAACAACAAUUGCUUCGCAGCGCUGUGGGCGAGGCUCACCUCAAUCCUCCCAGCCACACAUAAGGGAGAGAUUUUUCUCUUUUUCUCCUCCUAGCCCCAGGAUUUUUCCUCCGGCCUCUUCAGUUUUCCUCCCUGUACAAAAACCGACGAGUCUGAUCUUAAUUUGACUGGCAAACUGAAGACGACAAAUGCCUUUUGCCCAUGCACUAUCCGUACUUGUCCCUAUUGGGCACUUAAACCUGUCUUUAUGCUCAGUCAUCAAUACUGUUUCCUUUUAUAAAGUUAUCUCCAAUCAGAUCGACACAAGUAAAGAUCCAUGCGAUGAUUUUUAUGCAUACGCUUGUGGAGGAUUUAUCAAAACGCACCAGCUUAAGGGAAAUCAGAGUUCCGUAGGCGGCUUUACAAUCGUUAACGACGAUAACAUGAAAGUUUUACAACAAGCGAUGGUGAAUGCCACCACCAAAUACAACCAGGUUAGACAUACAGUUUCUUCAUUUAAUUAACAACGGUCAAUUAUUUUUGUAGCACUUCACUCUACGUAAACUUUUCACCAUUUGCGGGAAAAAAUACCUUGCGGAUCAAGCGAUCAUCGAGAUUUUUUUUGGUUAUCUUCCUUCUUCAGUCUUCCUCUAUACUAGCACCAUCUCGUGUCAAGGACGCCGAUCCUAAAAGUCCUUUUUUUUUUUUUUGCGGGAAAAACCCUACCUUGUUGUUUAAUCCAACAUUAGUCAAUUGAUAAUAAGUUACGCGGGGGUUGAUGUUGGGGAAAUAAGGGUCAGUAGCAACUACGCACCAGGUCAAUUGAUAAUAAGUUAGGGUUGAUGUUGGGGAAAGGGAGGGGAGGUGUGUAAUUGCUCAGAUACUGACAUUGAUCCAAAAAUUGAUUGCACCUCUUGGUUCGGAAUAUUUCAUUUCAGUUAACCUCAGAGCAGAAAGAAUUAGUGAAUAGUGGAUGUUCGCUUAAGGACGCCUAUCUUUCAAAUACCCUUCAGUUUCGUUAGGGAUUAGUCAUUAUAUUUCGCCUGGAGAGGGGAGAAUGGGGCGGGAUUGGAGAAUUUUGGUAGAGAUCACAAGUUUUCAGAAGAAAUGGAAAGGGGUAUCAGUUAUCGCCAACAGAGUAUAUAAGGGGGACUGAGGAAAUUUUUCUGCCAUUAACUGCCAGAAAAGUACAUUUCGUAAUCUAAUUUUCCUUUUGUCCGUGAUUCUUUCCAGAGCUCCUCCAUUUUGAAAACCGUCAAGAUUUAUGAUUCAUGCUUAAACACAUCUGCCAUUGAGAGUCGUGGAAAUUCGCCUUUAAAAAAAAUGAUAGAGGAUUAUGGUGGCUGGUCAGUGUCUGGAAAUGGAUCGAAUUUAUGGUCAGUGGAAGAAAAAAUGGGGCGAGUCUUGAGAGACUUGAACGUUCAGACGCUGCUGCAGGUCACUGUAGGAACAGACUUAGAGGAUUCCAGUAAACAUAUUCUUAAUGUAAGUAUUACGAUGGUAUUUUCCCACACCUGUUAUCGUACAAAGGGUUUUUUUUAUUAUAUGGACUGUUUCCAAAAUUGAUACACACAUCAUUGACAUGGGACCCCCAGGUCCAGUUCAGACGCCUAUUUUUUGGCAUGAGCCACAUUGAGUCCACUGAAUCACGAUCGAACGGCCAUUUCGCAGUGGCCGAAUGAGUUCGGAUUGACCCACUCGUUCUUCGCGUUUGUAGUGCGGCGUCUAGCUCAGUAAGGGUGAACAGUUUAACUCGCCGGCUGUUAUUUAUACACCCAACAUUUCACGAUCUGGACCAAAUGCAUCGAUUAUUUUGAUGAAUAUUGAUGAUACUAACUGUAAAUCAAGUUUAGCCGGAUCAAUUCAACCGUUAUAGAUCAAUUUGGGUUAAUUUGGCUCAUGUGAAGUACAGAAUCUGAAGUUGGCUAGGUUUUAAAAACAUAUGACUCAUUACGUCAACAUUUCCGAAUUCGUCCAUUAGAAUUUCAAUUUUUUGUAUGAAAUUUCCGAUUUUUCCUUGGAUAUGGCUAACGGGAGUUCCCGGCGAGAAGUCGAUGAUUGAACCACACUGUGGCGCACAUUGGUAGUGGCUACUUGCUACAAAUGAGGUCGUAUAAGUUUUAAGCACUUAAACGGUAUUACUUUGUACGGGAAUCACUAACUCGAUCAAUUUUUUUUCGUUUAGCUCAAUAUUGCCUCAUUAGGGAUGGGUUUUCAGUACUAUUUUGACCAGAAAGACAGCAGCGUAAAGGUUGGUAUAUAUAGAGACUGUUUUCCUCUGGCCCUUACAAGGCUCGGUUCGAAGGGCAUUUUCUGUCUGAGGACUGGUUCAUUUGUAGUUUUUGGGACUUACGUAUGAAAGCGAAAUCUGUUGUAAAUUUUGAAGGGGGUCAUUGAAGGUGUAAUACCAGAAUAACUCUUUAAGAGAUUCAAUAAUUAGGAAACUAUAUGUACCUUAUAACUGAAGAGUGUAAAAGAAUUUCAAUGAAAUAAAGGAUGUUACACGACGGCGAUAAGAUUUGAAUUUUAUGCGCGAGUGAAAAGAACAAUAUCUAACUGGAGAGCACAGCGAAAAGUACGCCGCUCGGUUUACGGAUGUAGUGGUCGUGUUGAUUAAAUGAGGGUUUUAGUUCACGAUAAACACUCCGGUCCUUACAAUAAUAUACUCUACUACGCCUCGUAGUCUGCAGCCAGCGAGUCAAUUUAUUUGCCGUCUAACUUUCCAAAAACCUCAAUAGUCAGUCGACUGUUCCGCAUUGACAUAGUGACGGAUGAACCAUGAUAACAAAGGCAAAAAAAAAAUUGAAAUGAAAUUUAUCAUUUUUCGACAGAACGGCGAAAUAAAUAGAAUAAACUAAUUUUCAAAGGUAAAGUUUCCGUUUAGAGUUCAUCACGUUUAAAAGGGUUGUGAAGUCAUAAAAUCGUGCGCUACAGGCCAGUUCUUCUCUUGCGUGAGCUAAUGAGGAUCCAAAAUUUUGGCUUCUAUUUAUUCUUUUCCUUGAUUCCCUGUUGUGUUACUUUACCGUUAUGGUUAGCCAUGUGUAUGUAAACAUAACUAUUGAGCAUUCAAAUACUCCAUUUACAGGUCCGCACGGCGUACAAGACUUACAUGAAAACUAUUGCCAAGCUGCUUGGAGGAGGGUCUUCUUCAGAUUACAAGAUGGAUGUUAUAUAUGAUUUUGAGAGGAGCAUUGCUGAGGUGUGUUAUUGUCUUAAUUGCAGAUAACAAUGUAUGACGAUUUCAGCCGGGCAGGUUCUAUUUCAAUCAGGGGAACGAUUAACCAAAGUUUCUUUAUCUUGUUGGUAACAAAAGAAAACCGUCAAUUGUAACCGUUUUCUUUGAAAUAUUUUUUCAGUCAGUGGAUCCCGACACAGUGUCUGAAGAUAUAAUAGAAUCUCUUAUGGAGCAUCACAGAUCUGGGCGAUCUCUAGACGAAUUGGACAAGACAAUUAGAGACUUCUCGUCUGCCUCAGGUUUUGAUGUAAGUAAACCUGGCGAACAUGAUAUAACUAUACCUAUAUUGGGAUGGUGGAGGUAGAAAUCACAGCUAAAUUUGUUUCAAAUUUAUGAUAUCGCUUUCUAUCGUGAGUUAUUGUAUAAAUUAGCAAGAAGAAUAUCACUUCCUGUGGCACUAGACUUCUUUAACUUAAGAUGUGCCUCAUUUCUCAAAUUGACGCUCUCGGACGAUUCUCUUAAACAUAACGAUGCCCUUGUCAGCGUUAGAACUACGGCAUCGAUCCACAACAUCGUCAGGGAAUUCCAAAGUCAAGGCCUCAAUCGAAUCGUUAAGGUAACUUUUCCAAUGGUACUAAUGGCCCUGACUUGAAAUUGUACUAGUGCCCUUUUUCCAUAGGGGACAAUUAUUACUGUGUGUCCGAAUGAAAAUUUUCUUUUUAAGAGGGGUCUUACAACUGUUACUGAAGUUAUUUCCUUUGCUUAGCUUACUAACUCUCCUUCUCUUUCUCUCACAGACAAUGUUCGUGACGGGAUUUCUGGACGCGGCAUUCGUCAACCAGGGAAAAUAUUUCAGUUCGUACGAUAAAAUCUAUUAUCCUCAAGCAGAUGUUUAUACAAAAGUAUUCAAAGCGAUGGCAGAACAAUACAGUCGACCGUGAGUUUUACAGGUUCAAGAGAAUCUUUUUUAUGCUCGAUAGCUUUAAUAUGGUGCUCAAUAGCCUGUUGCAGGCGUUCAGGUAGAAAAACGGAUCGAAAUGGCAAACGGCGCCCCAGUAGCGGCCGAGUAAAAAAGUAAGAGAAGGCUGGGCCGAUCAGACCUCGACCUUAUUUAUUUAGAACCUUAUUUAUCGCACUCCUAGGCGAUAAAUAAUUUCUGCCCCCUAAAAGAUCUUUGUUGGUUUUCUCCAACUGCAGAGACAAACAAACCGUCAAGGAUUACAUCAUGUGGCGUGUGAUUGACAACUAUGUGAUGUCAAUGCCUGACAAGUUUGUGCAAGCGAAACUAAAAUACGCGCGAGCAGUGAGAGGACUGGUAGCAUACGAAAGAUGGUCUGAAUGUCUGGAAACCAUGAUAUCGCCAGUGGGCUUCACUUUAGGGCGUUUGUACGUCGACGCGAAUUUUGACGAAAGUACUAAAACAACGGUAAGAUGGUUGAAUGUCUUUCCUUAAAAAAAAUAUCAAACCUAAGGGUCACACUGUGGUAUUUCACGGCGCAUUCUCAUUGCGCAUCAUGUUACGCGUGAGUAGAGCGCUUACAUCAAUGAUGGCAAAUUGUUUUUAACUCCGAAACUCGCCACAGAGGAAAAUAUUAAUUUUCUCGUUAAAUUAGAGAGAUAGGCGACUCGUCGUAAUUCCUUCUGUUUUGCCAUGGUUUUGUUGUUGUUUGUUUCCUCUGUCAUGUAAUGCAGCAAGGUCAGACUCUGAAACGAACCGUUCAUUUGUCAAUUUAUUUAUUUAUUGAUUUGUUUACCUGUUUAUCGAUUUAUACACGCCACAUUCACUUGCGACAAAGCUUAUUUAACAUCGAGAGAAGAGCGGAAUUUGUUGGUGGCAUUAUAGCCUUAAAUAUUAUUGAGGAGACUUAAAAUGUAUACUUAAUUCAUUUUUCUGUAACCAGGUGAAGGACAUGACUGCUCGUCUCCGCCAAAGUUUUAUUGAUAAUCUGGAUGACGCAGACUGGAUGGAUGACAGUACAAAACAAUCGGCUAAAGGAAAGGUAUGCUUACGUACUUAAUAUCAAAUUUUACUCAAAAUUUUACCCAAAAUUUUCUAACGUGAUUGGUAGCCAUACGAUUUGAACACUGAUAGAUAAGAAAGCUGUACGUAUCAUUUGCGCGCUCUGUUAAAUAGAUUGUUUUUUACCAUGCAACGAAGUUUUUGCUCGGGUAAACUUUCCACGAGAAUCACCAGCUCGUACUUUUGAUGGUUCUUGAAACGAUUGAAUUGAAGCAGCUUCGCCGAACGAACUCAUAAACUUGAAACUCUCCCUCUAAAUGUACUUUUUAUAUUUCUUUAUCGAAGGCGAAAGCAAUCCAAGAGGACAUCGGCUACCCCCCUUUCAUCAAAGACAACAAAAAACUCGACGAGCAGUACUCACUGGUGAGUACUGAAAAGAGCUGGUUGGAGUUAAUAAUGUCUUGAACAAGAUCACGAUAAUAAAUCAAUGUUAGUCAAAGAAGGCAUUUGUCACAGCGCACAGAUGGAAAAAUUUAAUGGAUUGCUGGAUUACUUUCGACGAAAUUCCUCAGAGGCACAGAUGUGGGAAAAUCAUUAAUUCUUUAAUUUCUGGUUGUACUUGCGUGUAGCGUUGGAAUAACACUGGGCACUAGUCUGGGCACUGGUGUGCUGCUACUAAAAUAGAUAUAUUUUUUGCCAAAUAUUUAGCUGAAUGCAGGAGAUGAUUAUUUUGAAAACACCGUGUCAAUGAAGUAUAUGGUCGUACAAAAGAAUUUUGAUCUUCUUGGAAAACCAGUCGACAAGGACAUGUAAGUGUAACGGAGCCCAGGUUCUUAACAGUAUGACUGUUUAGCUUAUAAAUCUUUGACUUGUCCAGGAAUGCUUACGAAUCAGGUUUUGAUUGUAAAUUUCUUUGAAAAUUGUUAGUUUUAGCACAGUCCACAAAGCUUACCUCUCUAUUGAAAACACGUAUUAGAUAAAGUUUUUUUACUGAGGUGAUUCAUGUUAGUAGCGUGAAAAGUCGCAGAUGGUCAGGAGAGCGCAACUGUAUGUUCUUUAACUCCCUGCCUCGGUUUCUCACCCUUUUCCGCUCUCUCUCCAGGUGGAUGCAAAGUCCUGCACAAGUAAAUGGAUAUUACAGUCCACAGCAAAACCGGAUAGGUGAGUUACCUUUAGAGCGAUUUUCGAUGAGGUGUCUUAAAAAUAUUAUAGAACUCAAAGUAGAAACAAGCAAACUGCCUGAAGCGUGGUAAAGCGCGAAUGACAAAGUCCUGAUAACUCCAGUUUUGCUUUCAGUUGGUUGAGGUGGUGCGAAUUUUCUGGACCAAUAAUAGAGCAUUGUGAAGCAGAACCAAUUCAAUUCCGAAUUUCUUUCCACUCGCAAGUGCAAAUCCCUUUAACCCUUUUUCAAGCCGAGUAGCUAGAAAAGUGGCCAGACCUUUGCAAUCUCAGUGUAAGGUCGUAUUGGUUAUUAAUAACUGGAUCAUAAGACAGAGCACCACUCGCGUUUUAGCUGGAAGUAGACCCUCACUCUUUUGAUGGACUGGUCUCCACCGUGAGAUAUUACAUAACAAGGACUUAGGAUCUCAAGAUAGUUAAUCGUUUUUUUGUUUUUUCUUCGUAGUGUUUUUGGCUGGAAUUCUACAAUCUCCAUUUUACAGAAAGAAUUACCCAAAGUAAGCAGCUAAUAAUAUAUUUAGGCUUAUGUCCUGAAAGAUGGAACGCUCCAGUUUUUUAGAGUAAAUGAACUGUCGAUAAAUAAUGAGAAAAGUGUCUCAGGCGAGCUGCAUUUUUUACUGAUGAAGACAUUAUUCUAGCUGCAAUAAAUGUCCGCAGAAUAGAAUAAUCUUUUAUUUGCAAGUCAUGCAUUAUAUGAGACACAAUAAGGAGAAUAUUUUUUAUUCUUAAAAAAAGUAUGCCUCAGAAAUUAUGUAGCUUGUCUAAGCGUUUAGAGACGUAUUUCUUGCAGGUAUAUUGAUUACGGGUCAUUAGCAAUGGUCAUUGGACAUGAGAUCACCCAUGGAUUUGACAGCCAAGGUAGAAACAACAGUAACAAUAACACUGGUAACAGUAUCAAAACAAAAAGAGAUAAAUUACUUCAACGAAAGAGGAAUCAAGCUUUACAUAUCAAAUACUUGCAUAGGUAGGAAGAGUCUUGUAUGAACAAGAUAGCACUGGAUCGAAGGUGGAAAUCAGGACAUAACCAAGUUGCUUAGUAAGUUUGGGUCAAUAUCAGUAUCUGAGCAGCUUCUCACCUACCCCUCCCCAACAACGUUAAACUGGUUGCAAUUUGGGGUAAUGCUGGAUGGGGAAGGGGUAGGUACGCAGAGUCGCCCACACUGACAUCGAUGCGGAAGUUUGAGGACUGUUUUGAUUGAUUUCUUUGUUCCUCCACAGGGCGGCUUUAUGAUAAGAAUGGCAAUGUGAAAGAUUGGUGGUCAUUGUCUUCGACUUACAGUUUUGCAAGCAAAGCCGAAUGUUUGGUGAAUCAGUACAACAACUAUGACGUGUUUGGGACAUAUGUAAGUCAGAUUCAACAGAAAUUCAGCUACAGUUAAAAAUUUAGGAAUCAAUCAAUCAAGUUAUAAAUGUUACUGCGUGAGAUCAGGUUUUCCUGUGAAUUCGAGCCCGAAGCUUAUGUUUAGAACUCAUUACAGUUAGAAAAAGAAAAAAAAAGCAUAAAAUAAAAGAAAAAAAACGAAACUUAAAAAAAUACUUGUUAUAAUAUCAGUCUAAAACAAUUUAACAUAUCUGAGAUAAAAAGUAAUUACAUUUGCAGCUGACCUUAAAGUUUGAAUUAAAAAAUGUCCUCGACUUCUUGCGAAAGUCACUCAAGUUUGCUGAUUGCUUAAUAUGUGACGGAAGGUGAUUCCACAAAUGCGAUAUCUAGUGAGUAAAUGAGUUAUUAUAAUACCUAUAAUGAUAGAUGGGUUGAACAAGAUUAUGACCACUAGUCCUUAAAUUAUAAUGGAUCUUACCAGCUCGAAAAGAUUAGAGAUGUAAUCAGACACAUUUUCCUUUAUACAUCUUAAGAAUUAGAUGAGAGAUUGAUCGUACCUUCUUUACUCUGGAGAAUAUAUAUUAGCAGCGUAUAAUAUAGAAUCAUAAUCUUAGCUGUUAUCUAAGUUUAGGAGGGCUUUUAUCGUGUAGCAGUUAGCUGAGUCGAGUUUAAGGAUCAAAGUCUUACAAUCUCUGAUGGAAGUGGACGGCAGUAUUCAAAGUGUGACAGUAAAUAAGCCGUGUACAGCAUAAGUGCAACAUCAGUUAGCACCAACUCUUUUAGACUUCUUAGAGCUCCAAUUUUGGCAUCAAGGUCGCGUGGCUGAUAUGUGGUCUUUGAACAUAACACUUUAUCUAAGUGUCCAUGUCUCCAGCUUAAAAAGCUAAUAGGGGACAACAAAAUAAUUCAAUUGUAAAAUGAAUUUAUCACUCAAAUCUAAAAUUUAUAAAAAUUAAAAUUUAAAUGUUAAAAAUUACGGAGUUAUCCCCACUAAAAUAUACAGAAAAUGCUAAAGAUAUUUCUUAAAAUUCUCAAGAACUACAAAUAAGACAGGAGCCUUAAUUGUCACUUAUAAGAUAUGCAAGAUGAAUAUCCGGUAUGUUGGACUUGAGGCAUUUGAAGCAUUUAAACAUUUUAGUUUCCUUUGUUAAAAAUAAACAUAGGAGAAAUGCUAAAAUAGAAAUGGAGAUACUGUUAUCAUAAAGUCAAAUGUUAAAAUCGUUUUGUUUUAAAUUUUUUUUGCAGAUAGAUGGUAAACAGACUUUGAAUGAGAACAUUGCUGACAAUGGUGGAAUAAAGCUUGCUUAUGAUGUACGCUUCACACAAACUGUUUGUUUGUUUGUUCUUUUUUUGUGUGUGUAUCCUUGUUUUUUCUUUAUGCCUGUACUGCGCUAGCCUCAAGUGCUUACGUUCCUAGGCCCGUCACGUUAUCAUUCCUCCUCCUCGUAGGAACGAGUGAUUGCCUGACGAACUUUAGAACGUCUGUACUGAAGGCUAGUGGUAAACAUGCAGUAUGCAUCAUCAGCGGACAAUACAGUUCGUCAUGUAAGUGAUGUAAGAGAACGUAAGUUAAAUUCCCAUUGGCGGUAAACGUUUUGUCCAGACAAGGGCUUACUUUCGCAGGGUCGCACUUCAUUGAUACCAUGUGGUUGCUACCUACACGAUUUUUUAUGAUAACAUAAUCAGUUAGCUAGCUCAUUAGUCGGCUUUAUGUCUUAAUUUUUACAAACGUCAGUGAUAACCUUCCCUCUCUCUCAACGGUUGUAUUUUUAAGUUGUAUUUAAAACAGUUUUUACUUUUUAGUGCAUUGCGAAACUCAGACAUCUUAUUUCAUUUUAUUCCCAGGCAUAUGAGUCGUGGGUUAAAGAUAAUAAAAAAGAAGGACAACUGCCUGACUUGGGUUUGAGCGUGGAUCAACUGUUUUUCAUAGGAUUUGCUACGGUAAAUGGUUCUCGAUUGUCUUGUUGUGAAACUUAAGUAAUCUUAAGAGGCCAACGACAACUCAAAGGAAACACAACUAACCUCGGCUCUGGAAUUUAAAGAAUGAAACAUUUUAACAGGCCACUUUUUCAAGAAAGGGCUGGGAUAUUCCUUAUUCGUUGUACUGUGUGCAUAUGAAAAGCUGCAAAUCGUCAUUUAGGUCAUCUCAGUUUCUUUACAAGCGAGCGCUCUGUUUAACCCUCAACACGGGCUAUAGUUUGGUAAGUGCGACGCGAAAAAAGUGGUGCAAGAGGAGACUGGGUCAAAUAGAAUGGUGUGGCUAAUUUUCUUUUAAUUCGUACUUAACUCCUUUUGCUUUUAUCCUCUUAAGGACGAGAUCUUAAGAAAAUAAAAGAUAGUUUACCUCUCGAUCUUCAUCGAUGAAUUACCCUCUCUAUACUUUUCACUUUAGCCUUGGUGUAGUGUAUACAAGAAAGAAGCAGCUCUUUUCCAAGUGAAGUCUGACGUACACUCGUUUCCAAAGUACAGGUAAAUUGUAAUCAGUUCUCCUAUUUGUCAGGCCAAUUCUGACGCGCCAGUCUAGUGCGCAGGAACCCGCCAAAAUCUUAGAUAGCCGGGAAAAAUAGAUAUAAUCACCAAUAAGUCUGUAUGAUAUUUAUGUAGUGGGUUAAGACAUGAAAACACAGUUGUUACAGUCUUUUUCGUUUCUAAAUAAAUCAUCAGCCUCGUUUGCCUCCUAUUGCGAUAAAAGAUUUUCCUUAAACCGCGUGCGCCGAAAUUUCUUCCCUAAAUUUUGCCUCUUGUCCAAUAGUCAGACAUAGCAUUUUGGGAUCAAAGAGUUUUCAAGAAAAACUGUUUCAAGGCGAAAUUUUCGGGCUUAGAUGACUUGACUAGGGGAUGGUCCAAAUAUCUUCCAAACUACCAAUUCAUAUGAAGCUCGUUCAAAAAUUGUACUCUUGUCAACAGGGUAAUUGGUCCACUGUCCAACUUCAAAACGUUUGCAGACGCUUACAGCUGCAAAAAAGGAAAGGAAAUGAACCCGAAACAGAAGUGCUCUGUGUGGUGA